CACUGUUAUAUAAUUGAUUUCGGGACUGCGUUAGAUAGUCAUUGUAGUUUAACUGCAUUGAACUGCAUUAUAUGGGUCUGCAUUGCCCAUAUAAUGCAAUUCCAAGCUGCAUUAUAUGACAGUGUAGAUCCAGCCCAUGUUUCAUGCACUUGAUCCUAUUCCUAUGUUAGAACAAAUGUUUCCUCAAAGGAACCAAAGAUAAGACGCUUUGUGUGCUAAUGUAAGUAGCAAAUCCAUCACAAUGGACUUGAUGACAUGAAAACAGCAACUUUGGUAGAAGCAGCUUUGUGCCUGAGUCCAAUAAACAGUCAGCUGUUGUUAUAAACAGGAUAAAACUGUCAUGAAUAUGACUCAUGCAUCAUUGCUCUCUUUGUAGGCAGGGAGGGAAUGCAACAAGUGAUUCAAUAACUGAGCUCAUUAAAGAGACAGUUCACCUCCCACAGGAGGCCAAACAGAUUUGCUUGUGCUCUCCAUUUGCACAGAAAGUGGCAUUUCGGACCUCACUUAUACCUCUCCAAAACUCAUAGCACCUGGAUGAUAGGAACUGGACAUCGCUCAGGUAAAACAGCGAGAUUUUGUCUCAUUGUCUGCCAUUUUCUUUUACCUGACCAGACCAAGUGGACCACUUAGACUUCCACCUGAUGGAAAAUGGAAUGCAAGAACUCAAAAUAAAGGAGCAUGUUCCCUUUCAGAUUUAUUGAGAUGCUCUAAGACUCAUCUUUAUCCCAAACUUCUGCUCAGCUGUGGAUGGCUCUCUGGCAUCAUUCUGUUGCCUUGAAGUAUCUUCCCAGACUCUGAACUGGCAGAGUGACUUUUCUUCUUCUUAUAUUGGAUACUGAAGGCUGUGCUCGUAUCCUGUACUUCAUUGCCUGGAGUCUAGCAAGUCUAUAUAAAGAAGAACAAGGACAUAAAGAGGUCAGAGACAUUGGACAAGGACUACCAGAAACAUGGAGCCCAAAGCAAAGGUGAAAAGGGUCUUCAAACCAAAACAAAGCAAAAUUGCAGAUGGCUGCCGCAGAGUUGGUGUAUUUUCCAAAGGAAUUUGCCCUGUAAACGGUUCCAGGCUGCCUUUGGUUAGAGCCAUCAAUGAAGAUGAUGAGCAUGACAGCAGGAAAGUGAAAGAUGCAACGUUUGACCGAGAGAUACUGCUGACUCCUUCAAACAAUACAGAGCUCUCUGCAUUCCAGGCUAUGAGAAGCCUCACCAUAGAGGAAUACGCAAAAGUCUUUAAGUCAUUCUUAGAACAUUCCACUGAGCAUCAGUGCAUGGAACAAUUCAAUAAGGAGGAGCUGCCAAGUAUUAUAGCCAGCCUUGGAAAUGGAAAAUCAACUAUCAAUGUUCUAGGUGUGGGAAGUGGCACAGGUGAACAGGACUUGAAAAUGAUUAAAAUCAUUCAAGCUAAGCAUCCAGGAGUCUUGAUCAAAAAUGAAAUCAUAGAGCCCAACCCACAACACAUUUUGGCAUACAAAGAUGCAGUUAUGGGUUCUGACCUUAAGAAUGUCUCAUUUACCUGGCACCAAUUGACUUCCAUGGAAUAUGAAAAGCAGACAAAAGAGAAAAGCAUGCAAAAGAAAUAUGACUUCAUACAUCUGAUCCAGAUGCUGUACCGUGUGGAGAAUAUUGCAAGCACUAUCAAGUAUUUCCACAGCUGCCUAGAUGAUCAUGGUAAACUUCUGAUUAUAAUUCUAUCAGGUAACAGUGGGUGGACCACCAUGUGGAAGAAAUACAGACAAUGCUUUCCUCCUACAGACUGUGGUCAUUACAUCACAGGAGAUGAUGUCAAAGUUAUCUUGGAGGAAAUGGGGCUAAAAUAUCAGAUGUAUGAGUUUCCUUCUGAUUGGGACAUUACCGAAUGCUUUACUGAUGGAGAUAUCAUUGGAGGUCAUACACUGGACUUCCUCACAGGGACUAAAGAUUUCAUGAAUACGGCACCUGAUGAUCUCAAACAGAGUCUUAGGCAAGCUUUGUGCCAGCCAGAAUGCAGCACCAAGAAGGAUGGAAGGAUCAUGUUUAGGAAUGAUUUGAGCAUGAUUGUGGUGAAUUCCUAAUACUAAUAGAAAUAAUGGAGGCUGUUGUGCUUACAUUCUGAUGGGUAACAAGCAAAACAGAUCUACAGAAUCACUUCUCUGUGGUGAAGGGAAAUUCUAUGAUACUGGAGAAGAGGAGGGAAGUAGCAGGGGAAGAGUUCAACAUGAAGCCUCAUAGACAUGAAGAACGUAAGGCAAAUUUAUUAGCAGAUCUUUCCAGUUUUUAACAAGAUGCAUUUCUUUAUCAUAUGAAAUAAAUAUUGGUUUACACUUAUUCCUUCUCGGUCAUAGGAAAGAACUAGAACAUAUAGCCUAGGAACUUGCUUUGAGGAUGUCUAUAAUUUGAGGAAUCAUAGAUAUGUUCAGAUUAUAAAAAACAUAUAUGGGGAGCAGAAACUUUACAUUAUAUCAAUAUAGAACAAACUAGUACGGGGACUAUUUUUUAAUUUGAUAUGUAAUGUUAAGAAAGUAGGAAAGCUGACAUUGGGUGUACAAAUAUCUUUUGUGUGUUCUCCAAGUAAUUAAUACAGUUAAUCCUAGAACUUCAUUUCCUCUUAAUUUGAGUCUUUUUUCUUGUUGUUAUUGUUGCAUACUGCUAAUGUGCAGAUGGUUUAAUCCCCUCCUCCUGAAUGCAGCCAAUUUCGAAAAGCAGGUGGACAGUGCUAACACUUUGCCAGAUGGGGGGAAAAAAAGAAAAAUUACCCAGCAUGGGAUGAUAAAGAUGAGUGCGUAUCGGGCUUCAGUGUAAUACAACAAGCCUGACACAUUCGUUUUUGUAUUUUCAUACUGUGCUCCUUCUUUUUAAAAAGCAAAUAAAUUAUUUCACAAUGACAA
Molecule: messenger RNA, 2861 nt
Organism: Anolis carolinensis (green anole)
Lineage: Eukaryota; Metazoa; Chordata; Lepidosauria; Squamata; Anolidae
Product: carnosine N-methyltransferase 2
Exons: 11
Coding region: 948-2048 (366 amino acids)
Molecular function (GO): N-methyltransferase activity
Source: RefSeq, a predicted model, not a curated record